Messenger RNA from Micropterus salmoides (largemouth bass), 1219 nucleotides. RefSeq names its product prostaglandin G/H synthase 1-like. Gene Ontology annotation, cellular component: cytoplasm; neuron projection. Gene Ontology annotation, biological process: response to oxidative stress; cyclooxygenase pathway. The coding region runs from base 4 to 825 and encodes 273 amino acids. NCBI's taxonomy places the organism in Eukaryota, Metazoa, Chordata, Actinopteri, Centrarchiformes, Centrarchidae. Gene Ontology annotation, molecular function: prostaglandin-endoperoxide synthase activity; oxidoreductase activity, acting on single donors with incorporation of molecular oxygen, incorporation of two atoms of oxygen; heme binding. The record is from RefSeq and is a predicted model, not a curated record. The transcript has 3 exons.
UCUAUGUGUCUCUGCAUGUUUCUCUCAGGUGAGACUAUAAAAAUAGUGAUAGAGGAGUAUGUGCAGCACCUCAGUGGAUACCUGCUGCAGUUGAAGUUUGAUCCCACCCUGCUGUAUAACUCCCAAUUCCAGUAUUCGAACCGUAUCUCUCUGGAGUUCAGCCAGCUCUACCACUGGCACCCCUUGAUGCCUGACAGCUUCCAUAUUAAUGGAGAUGAACUGUCAUACACACAGUUCAUCUUCAACACUUCUGUUCUCACACGAUACGGCAUUGAGAAGCUGGUGGAUGCCUUCUCUCGGCAACCUGCUGGCCAGAUUGGUGGUGGCCAUAACAUCAAUGCUGUGGUGACCAAAGUGGCUGUGAGCACCAUCAAGGAGUCCCGCCAACUCCGCUUGCAGCCCUUCAACGAGUACAGGAAGCGCUUUAACCUUAAGCCAUACACAUCGUUCAGACAGUUCACUAGUAACGAGGAGAUAGCCCGCGAGCUUGAAGAGUUCUACGGUGACAUUGAUGCUGUUGAAUUUUAUCCUGGUUUGAUGUUGGAGGAAACACGACCGGGGUCCAUAUUUGGAGAGAGCAUGGUGGAGAUGGGUGCCCCCUUCUCCCUUAAAGGCCUCAUGGGAAACCCUAUAUGUUCUCCAGAUUACUGGAAGCCCAGCACCUUUGGAGGCAAAGUCGGCUUUGACAUAGUGAACUCUGCCACACUGAAGAAGCUGGUCUGUCUGAACACCAGGACGUGUCCUUACGUGGCGUUUAAAGUACCAACAGAGGAGCGAUCGCAAAGAGGGAAUGUUGACAGUAAAGUAAAGACUGAUGAGCUAUGACCCUUUGCAAACACUGGGAGUUUAUGGUUUGAGAUCCCUAUAUGAAGGUAAAAGAGGUGGCUGCUAAAAAAAACAAACAACAAAAGUGUUGUGAUGUUUGUGUGGAGAACAUACAGUAAUGCUUGUUUAAAGAGCACUGGAAAGUCACACAGGCUCAAAACAUUGAAGGCUUAAACGUGUGAUUUUUGUUAAAUGCUUUGUGCCUAAAGAAUGAAAUACCAUCAAAAUACAUGUUCACACUCUCCAGUAAUAAAAGUAUACUGUCUGUAGCUUUAUUUUAAAAGAAAUGAUGACGAUGCAAAUAACCAUUCAUUGAAAUAAAAUUUUAGACACAACAUGGAUUAUUGUCAAAUCAUUUAAAUUUCCAGUAAUUAAAAUAAUGUUUUUGACUACC